Molecule: messenger RNA, 431 nt
Organism: Paramecium octaurelia
Lineage: Eukaryota; Ciliophora; Oligohymenophorea; Peniculida; Parameciidae
Source: the annotation of a GenBank genome assembly
AUGGAUAAUGAUUAUUAUGACUUUCUUGAUCAUUCAUUCGAUUAUAAACCAAAGAAGAGAGGACAGAGGGGUUAGAAAAAUCUCAUUUUAAUUUAGCAUUGACAGAUCAAGAGAUCAUUGUUCGUGAAAGAAUGAAGCUUGUAAAAAACAGGGAAUCUGCAAAAAAUAGUAGAAAAAGAAAAAAGAUGUAUGUUGACCUAUUAGAAAACAAAGUACAUUUUAACAUUAACCUUCAGGUGGCAGGUCUAAAUCAGNUUACGACGAGAGUGAAGAAACUCCAACAUUCGACGAGCAAGCAGACAGUUAAUUUUAUAUUAGCAACAAUGGCUAUUGUUUAAAAUGCAAUGAUUAUAUAACUGGCUCAUUUAAUUGUCCAUAAAUUUGCAAAGUAGAUGAAGAUUUUGCAUCACAUCUAUUACCCGCCAUAUUGA